Molecule: messenger RNA, 1912 nt
Organism: Cajanus cajan (pigeon pea)
Lineage: Eukaryota; Viridiplantae; Streptophyta; Magnoliopsida; Fabales; Fabaceae
Product: hydroxycinnamoyl-CoA:piscidic acid hydroxycinnamoyltransferase
Molecular function (GO): acyltransferase activity, transferring groups other than amino-acyl groups
Source: RefSeq, a predicted model, not a curated record
AGCUCUGCAUUUAAGUACAAAUAGUGAGUGAAAGCUGGCCUACAUCAUUGUAUCAUGAUUUACAGAGCAAUACUACCAUUCUAUCUUAUAAACCUGUGCCUCUGUUUUCCUUCACUAUCUCAAAAAUCAAUUUUCUUAUUUACAACUCCUCAGAUCUAAAUUCUUCCAUAUCCGCAACCUCAAGCCACACAAGCACAAAAAUGUUAACCAUUGUUGCAUCUUAUUGUGUUGUUCCAAAUGAAGAAACUCCCGAGACUCGUUUAAGGUUAUCAGAUUACGACCAAGUGGUGCGUUUGGGUCACACACCCACUAUCUAUGUUUACAAAGCAAAGCACAACCACAACACCACCGAGAAGAUGAGAAAGUCACUCAGCAAAAUUUUAGUGUUCUACUAUCCAAUAGCUGGCAGAUUGAGCUUAACAGAAAGUGGUCGAAUCGAAUUGGAUUGCAAUGCAAAGGGAGUCACAUUUCUUGAAGCUGAAACCACAAAAUCAAUGGCCGAUUAUGGAGACUUUGCACCUUCUGAAUCCAUCAAGGAACUCGUUCCAAAGAUUGAUUAUACUACACAACCUAUAGAGGAGCUUCCUUUGUUGUUUGUGCAAUUGACAAGGUUCCAUGGUGGUGAAGGCUUUGCCAUUGGAUCGGCUAACUCUCAUGUUUUGUCUGAUGGGCUUGCUCAUAUUCGAUUCAUGAAUUCAUGGGCAAAGGUGACUCGAGGAGAGACACUAGAGCCACAUGAAAUGCCAUCUUUGGAUAGAACAGCACUCAUAUUCCAACGUUCACCUUCAUCACCACGCUUUGAUCACCCAGAGUUGAAGCCUCUUCCUCUGAAACUUGGAGCCUCCGAUAAUGCUGCUGAGAAAAAGAAGAAGACAAGUGCUGUGUUAUUGAAGCUAACAGCGAAACAAGUGGAGAAGCUGAAGAAGAAGGCCAACGAGCAACCCGUGAAAGAAGGGUCGAGACAUUAUAGCAGAUUUGAAGCUAUCACUGCUCAUAUAUGGAGAUGUGCAUCAAAGGCUCGUGAACUUGAUGAGAAGCAACCAACUCUACUUAGGUUCAAUGUGGAUAUUCGCAAUAGACUAAUUCCUCCUCUUCCUAGGAACUAUUUUGGGAAUGCUUUGGUGGCAACAGUGACACCAAAAUGUUACGCUGGAGAAAUUAUGUCAAAACCAUUGAGCUAUGCUGCCCAAAAAGUAAGAGAAGCAAAUGAAAUGGUUUCAAAUGAGUACAUAAGGUCACAAUCAGAGGCUGUAUUAGGGCAGGAACACUUAGAUUGCAUAAAGGCAUUCUUCAUGGGACAAGGAGAACGUAGCCUUGCUCAUUUUCCAGGGAAUCCUAAUAUUCAGAUAACAAGCUGGAUGAACUUGCCGGUGUAUGAAGCAGAUUUUGGGUGGGGAAAGCCUAUAUAUUUUGGUUUAGGGUAUGUGAAUUCACAUGAUAGGGCACUGAUUCUUCUGAGCCCAGAGGGCGAUGGAUCUGUUAUUGUGUCCAUACACUUCCAGAUAGCACAUAUGCAACUUUUCAAGAAACUCUUCUACGAGGACUACUCUAAACUCUAAACUCUUGUAAGGUAUGUGUGUGGAAAGGAAUAUUUUACAUGAACAUAUGACUACUUGCCAUAUCAAUAAUCCAUGCAUAUAUUAAGUUAUCAUCGAUGAUUCUUCAGUUUCACACUUAUACAAAUUUAUGGAUCUCACUCAUUCUGCUGUGAUGGAGAUGUUAUAAUAGUUGCUCAAAAAGUAGAAAAUCAUAAAAAUCCUCGAACAGAGACUCACAUCCACUUAACUCCUAUCAAACUGUGUCUGGUGUAGCUUUAUUCAUUAGGAAUAAAUCAUAUUUUUACUUUUUAUAUAUACCUGUCAUUGUAUAUUUGAAUAACUUUUACUAUGUGAUAAAAUUUAAUUUUUUAUAA